This is a messenger RNA of Boleophthalmus pectinirostris (great blue-spotted mudskipper), 1127 nucleotides long. RefSeq names its product sosondowah ankyrin repeat domain family d (gene sowahd). The coding region runs from base 33 to 1007 and encodes 324 amino acids. NCBI's taxonomy places the organism in Eukaryota, Metazoa, Chordata, Actinopteri, Gobiiformes, Gobiidae. Gene Ontology annotation, molecular function: protein binding. The record is from RefSeq and is a predicted model, not a curated record. The transcript has a single exon.
AUUUUUGAGUCUCAAAGUUUUUGACCGCAAAUAUGUAUGAGGGCACGGGAGAUUGUACUGACCAAAAAACUGCCGGCCUUAUAAACGCCCACGGCUCUGAGACUCCAAGACAAAGCAACGUUGUGGAGCGACUGUCGAAAUAUGGGAUGCAGGUCAUGCCCAUGCCCAUGCCCAGUGCUUUCCAGCGUAGGACGAGGCUACAGAGGCAGCAGGAGGUCGACAGCUGUGAGACUGUGCAGAAUGUCCCAGAAAGGACGUCGAUUUCAGCGACAGUGCGUAGAAAGUACUUGAAAGAAUUGAUCAAUAAAUCACACGGUGGAUUUAGCAGUGUUUUGUUUCCUCAAACGGAUAGAGGGUCUUUACAGGAAGACCCACAGGACGCAGACUGGGCUUUGUAUCCAAUGGAGCACGCCUGGAUGCUUUCUGCCGUGGAAGGAAACUAUGGCACACUUAUAGAAUUUGUAUCAGAAGACCCCUAUCUGCUGACCAGAAAAGACUUCAUCAGUGGUUACACUGUACUGCAUUGGCUAGCCAAAAAUGGACAGGACGAGACCCUGCUUCAACUGUUAAGUUAUACUCAGAAUUUGGGGUUGAAUGUCAAUGUGAACGUUCGGGGUAGCGGGGGCCUCACGCCUCUGCAUCUUGCCAGCAUGCAUGGGCGAUAUAUGGUCAUCAAACUCUUGGUUGGGGCAUUUAGCGCCAAUGUAGAUGCUAUGGAUUACAACGGGAAAAGAGCCUGGCAAUAUCUGAAGGAAGACGCGCCACUUGAGAUGAAGGAGCUCCUCGGGACAUGGGAUGAAGACCACAGUUGCAAUUAUACCAAUAAUAUGAACAGAAACAAUAACUGUGUAGAUAUACUUGAUCAAAGUAUUUUGGACUUCGACAAUUGUGAGGCACAGCAAGUCAGCCACUUUGAAACAACACAGACUAGAAAGAGUUUAAGAUUGGGUUCAUUCAGGAAACUGCUUCAGUCAUUCACAUUAAUUGUAAGAAAUUCAAAUGAGUAAAACAAUGUUAUAAAACAAGGUACUCUUAAGUUAUCAAGCACAUACAUUCAUUAAUUCUAUGUCUAUAAACAAGCAAGGUACAUUCUCCAUUGAAAACUUAAAAUAAACAGUUGACAACAA